Messenger RNA from Gryllus bimaculatus (two-spotted cricket), 2828 nucleotides. NCBI's taxonomy places the organism in Eukaryota, Metazoa, Arthropoda, Insecta, Orthoptera, Gryllidae. The record is from the annotation of a GenBank genome assembly.
AGCCGUGUCGUUCCGUGGCAGGCAAAGAGUAUUCGGUUGCAUGCUACUGUUCCACAAAGCAUAUACAUACUCGCUGGACCGGGAGGUGAUCACCGGGAUACGUCUGGACGUAAAGUGCAAAGCGUGGUAUGGCUAUCAUGGGGGUUAUGGAUAGGUGUACUUUUUCGGAAAGUGGGCAGUAUUUUGCGUGUUAUAACGAUGACGGAAAGUUGAGAGUUUGGGAAGCCGAAACAGGAGUAUUGAAGCAAGAAUACACUCCCAACUUUCAUCUAGGUUCCCCUGGAACAUGUUUGCAAUGGCUGAAGUUGUCUCUCGAAACGAUUACUCCAAAGAAAAAAAAGAAAAUAAAGUCGUCAGAACAAAGUAAGGAAACGGAUGUCGUAGCAAUUGGAACAUCUUCUGGAAGUAUUCAUCUGUACUGCAUAGCCAGUGGUAGUGUGUUAGAUAGUUUAGAAGGAGGCCCAACAACAUCUGUGAACUGUCUUUCUUGGUCCCGUGGUACAAAUUUGUUUAGUUGUGCUGGUGAAACAAUCGUAGAAUGGGGUGUUGGGUGUAAAACUCUUAAAAGGUGGAAGGCUGGAAAAGAUGUAGUGACUUACCUGCGAGUGCUUCCAGAUGGAAACUUCAUUCUGUCAGCUUCUCGGAGUAUAAUUUUGUGGAGCCUUCCCAAACAUGAGCGACUCAAAACAUACUCUGGACAUGCUAGUGAUGUAACAGCACUUGUGUAUGUUCCUCCAGCAUCUCCAUCAUCAGAAAGCUAUUUUAUAAGUGCUGCUAAAACUGACCGAUAUCUUAGUGCAUGGAGCUUAAGUGUAGACACCCAUAAUACAAAUGUUGCACAGUUUCUCAUGGAAGAUGCUGCUGCGGGGAUUUGUGUUUGUCCUGGAAUCCAAAAUGACUCGACAACUAUGUGUGCUGUGGCUCGUAGCGGAGUGUUGCAUACGUUCAAAUUGCAGCUGAAUGGCAAGUGUGCCAAACCUAUUAAACCAAAACUCACAGUACAGAUAGCUGCACGUUCAAGUCAAAGUCAAAACAAAGAAGCAGUCAUGCCAAUUCCUAUUGUUGGAGCAACAUUAUGUGACUCUAACACUAUUCACCUUGUUCAUGGAACCAUACCAUUCCUAGUUUUUGAAAAAAUAAGCUGUAAUACUUCAGAACGGGAGCUCUAUCUUGUGAGAGAGGAUGCCAAGAAAGCAACCAUUCAGAAGAAAGGCUCUGCUUCUAAGGUUGUGGCUCCUGAAGUUGAUGUGGAUGCACAGUACAUCAGUUCUUUAGUUAGCACAAGCACCAGUGCUAGUAAGCGAGGGCACAAGACCUAUGGUGAUGUCCCCAUGGAGGAACGCCUGAAUAAUCUGACACUAAAUCGCAGUGAUUCUGGAGUGCCUCAUGCAGACAAUGUUGCCCAUCUAUUACUUCAGGGAUUGCGGAGUAAAGACAAACGCACAAUUCAUACCGUUCUCCUCCAGAGAGAUGAAGCAGUUAUCAAGCGUACUGUUGCAAGAUUACCAGUGCAAGUUGUGGUUCCACUUGUUGAAGAACUUGCUUCACUUAUGCAGGGAAAAGUUGUGAGGUGUCAAGUUGCUGCUCAGUGGUUACGUGCAGUGAUAGGCAUCCAUGCCAGUCAAAUUUUAUCUAGCCCGGGAGCUAUGGAAUGCUUUGCACCAGUGUUGGGAUUGGUAGAGACAAGAUUAGAGAAAUUAACCCCUCUCUCACGGCUUCGUGGUCGUUUGGAUCUACUUAUGGACCAGUUAACAGCGGCCCAAGUAAAGAAUACGCAGCUAGUCCCAGACAGUCAGCUUGUCUAUCAGGAUUCUUAUUCUUCAGAUGAAGAUAUUGAUGACUUGGCUGAUGACAAAGUAGUACAUAGCGAUUUCGAUGAAAAUUGGGAUGAUUUAUCAGAUCCAGAAGAAAGUGAAAUGCAAGAUGGAGAGUUAGAUGCAGAAAUGUCAGUGGACUGAGAAGUGAGAAUAAAACAACUGUACAGGAAUUUUUAAAGUAAUAGUUAGUGGCUGUGAAAUUAAAAUACAAGCAGUUUUACAUCAAUGAAGUUUCAUGAAAAAUAAAGUAAUUUCAAUGUCAGGAUAUAGAAUUGUGAAAAUUGGUGGUGACUGCAGAAUUUUCACAUCGAAUGAUUGAGUGUGAUUAAAGGAUUGUUCGUACUGUGAUGCGUAUGAAUGCGUAUGGGGCAUAUAAUGCAGAUGUGAGAUUGCAAUUUAUCAUGAAACUAUGACCGACAACACUCCACAGAGAGACGUUUGUUUUAAAAUAGGACAAAACACGUUCACUGAAAUGAGAGAAUAAGGAAGUCCCUGAGAAUUGGAAGUUAUGUAUUAUACGGAAUGGAUAUAUGUACAUAAAAAGUAAAUGGCAUGAAAUUGUUUAAUAAAUUGUUUAUUAUUACUAUUGUUUUUACAUUAUUAAAAAUACUCAUAUUUUCUGCACCACUCAAUUUUUACUUUCUUGCUAGUGCUUAUGCAAUAUUGAGAGUUUUGUAAUGCUGAAGGAAAAAACUUAAUUUUCAACACAAAAAUUCUUAUUGCCUAGUAAGGAAAAAGCGGAUAAAUCUUGUUCCUCUAUGUGUAGUAAAUUACUUCCUCAAAAUCGUUAGACCUGUAACAGACUGUACUGGGAUGUGCGUUGCGAGAAAUGAGGAAAGAGGCUGAUGAGACUGCGUCUACACACUAGAAAUAGAUUAUUCAAUGGCUCAAAAUGUCUUUAUGUGCCACAAGCAGAGAGCACUUAUCUAUGAGAGACAGCAAUUAGCUAUGAAAUCAGCUGCGAGACUCAUUUUUUGUUUUAUUAAAUGCUCUUGUGUAAUUUUAACCUGU